AAAACUCACGCAAUGUUACUCAAGCGUUCUCAGUUUUAGUUCGGACUUCAGCUGCAUCGGUCACGUUCGAUACGUUGGGAAAAUAUCGUCGGACACAACGCGAGAAAGUCGGAGCUCAAUAUGAGACUGUUUCUUGUAGUACUACUGGCUACUUUGGCGCUGUCGCAGCCCUUGGUCAAGGAGGAAAUUCUGGCUAAGGAGUAUCUGGAAAAUCUUAACAAGGAGAUUGCCAAGCGAACCAAUGUCGAAACCGAGGCCGCCUGGGCAUAUGGAUCCAACAUCACCGAUGCGAAUGAGAAGAAAAAGAAUGAAGUGUCCGCCGAGUUGGCCAAGUUCAUGAAGGAGGUGGCCAGUGACACCAACAGGUUCCAGUGGCGCAGCUUCCAAUCGGAGGACCUCAAGCGCCAGUUCAAGGCGUUGACCAAACUUGGAUAUGCGGCACUGCCAGAAGCCGAUUACGCCGAAUUCCUGGAAACGGUCUCCGCCAUGGAGUCGAACUUCGCCAAGGUCAAGGUCUGCGACUUCAAGGACAAGACCAAGUGCGACCUGGCCCUAGAUCCGGACAUCGAGGACGUGUUCAGCAAAAGCCGUGACCACGAGGAACUGGCCUACUACUGGCGCGAGUUCUACGACAAGGCCGGAACCGCCGUGCGAUCCCAAUUCGAGCGCUACGUGGAGCUGAAUACUAAGGCAGCCAAACUGAACAACUUUACCUCUGGGGCCGAGUCGUGGUUGGAUGAGUACGAGGACGAGACUUUCGAGCAGCAGUUGGAGGACAUCUUCGCCGAGAUUCGUCCGCUGUACCAGCAGAUCCAUGGAUAUGUGCGCUACCGCCUGCGACAGCACUAUGGUGAAUCUGUGGUCUCUGAGAAGGGACCCAUUCCCAUGCACCUUUUGGGAAAUAUGUGGGCGCAGCAGUGGUCCGAGAUCGGAGACAUUGUAUCGCCAUUCCCCGACAAACCCGUCGUCGAUGUGAGUGAAGAGAUGGAGAAGCAGGGACUCACUGCUUUAAAGAUGUUCCAAAUGGGCGAUGAAUUCUUCACGUCCAUGAACCUCACCAAGCUGCCGCAGGACUUCUGGGACAAGUCGAUCAUUGAGAAGCCCACCGAUGGUCGGGAUCUCGUUUGCCACGCCAGUGCCUGGGACUUUUACCUGACCGACGAUGUGCGCAUCAAGCAGUGCACCCGAGUAAACCAGGGUCAGCUCUUCACCGUCCACCACGAACUGGGCCACAUUCAGUAUUUCCUGCAGUAUCAGCACCAGCCGUUUAUCUACCGCACUGGUGCCAAUCCCGGAUUCCAUGAGGCCGUCGGCGAUGUCCUCUCCCUGUCCGUGUCUACCCCCAAGCAUCUGCAGAAGAUUGGCCUGCUGAAGGACUAUGUUCGCGAUGAGGAGGCUCGCAUCAACCAGCUGUUCCUCACCGCCCUCGACAAGAUCGUAUUCCUGCCCUUCGCCUUCACCAUGGACAAGUAUCGCUGGUCGCUGUUCCGCGGUGAGGUCGAUAAGGCCAACUGGAACUGCGCCUUCUGGAAGUUGAGGGAUGAGUACUCCGGCAUCGAGCCACCAGUGGUGCGCAGCGAGAAGGACUUUGAUGCCCCGGCCAAAUAUCACGUAUCCGCAGAUGUCGAGUACCUAAGGUACCUGGUCUCCUUCAUCAUCCAGUUCCAGUUCUACAAGUCCGCUUGCAUCAAGGCUGGCCAGUAUGAUGCCACCAAUCCGGAACUGCCCCUGGAUAACUGUGAUAUCUACGGAAGUGCUGCAGCUGGUGCUGCUUUCCACAACAUGCUGUCCAUGGGCGCCUCAAAGCCGUGGCCCGAUGCACUGGAAGCCUUUAAUGGAGAACGCACCAUGACUGGAAAGGCGAUUGCCGAAUAUUUUGAGCCACUGCGCGUUUGGCUGGAGGCGGAGAAUAUCAAGAACAAUGUCCACAUUGGCUGGACCACUUCAGAUAAAUGUGUGUCUUAAGUGAAUUGAUUUUCGUGUUUUCACACACUUCUUUGCUCAAUAAAGAUUCAUAAUGCCUCACUGGUUACAAUA
Messenger RNA from Drosophila rhopaloa, 2037 nucleotides. It is a transcript of the gene Ance, whose product is annotated as angiotensin-converting enzyme. Gene Ontology annotation, molecular function: peptidyl-dipeptidase activity; metallopeptidase activity. Gene Ontology annotation, cellular component: plasma membrane. The transcript has 8 exons. The record is from RefSeq and is a predicted model, not a curated record. Gene Ontology annotation, biological process: proteolysis. NCBI's taxonomy places the organism in Eukaryota, Metazoa, Arthropoda, Insecta, Diptera, Drosophilidae. The coding region runs from base 121 to 1965 and encodes 614 amino acids.